AUGUUGCCUAUGAAGCUCGGAAAGGGUUCCAUAGCAGAUGAAUUGGUGACGUUGGUAUACAGGGCUUCCGCGUCAAGUGACUGCAUGACGCAGCAUAGCGUACAUGUUGUCACGUUUUGUUCGGAUGGCCAUACGAAGAAGCCGCAUCUCGACAUCCAGUACUUUCCGGGUCGACUGCACCAGGUGGAUUAUGCCGUGGAAGCUAUGAAACAAGGCUCGGCUACUGUGGGUAUCAAAAGCUCAUCGCAUGCUGUUUUGGCUGCUUUGAAG
Cooperia oncophora is the source of this 270-nucleotide messenger RNA. Lineage: Eukaryota; Metazoa; Nematoda; Chromadorea; Rhabditida; Trichostrongylidae. The record is from the annotation of a GenBank genome assembly.